AUGAAUCUUCCCAUAGAAAUAUGGUCAUUAAUCAGUGACCAUCUAGACGGAAAUGAUUUAAUCAAAACGAGAAUGACAAAUCAUUGCAUGUGGCAAAAGCUACAGGAUAAUGAACUGUGGAGACCUAAAUUGGAAGACUUUUACUCUUUAAAUAAAGACUGUGAGUAUCAACAGUACCAAGAUAAAGGGCAGUUGUUUCAACUGUAUGCUAAGAAAAGAUCGAUCAAGAGUCAAUUAAAAGGCUGGCUUUUGAAUCUCUGUAAUGGAACCGGCCAGUUAAAGGACUUUCAGUAUUGGAGGAAUGAUUUGGUCCCCAUUUUUCUUCAAUUACAGAAUGAAUUUCAAGACAUUGAACGUUUGACUGAACGAUUUUUCAUAUCUAAUUGUCUUCAAGUUCAUAGAUACUCCAUUUUCUACCAACUGCUGUUGAGCGUGUGUCAGAAAAAAAAAGACUUAUUGUUGGAAGACGUUUUCAUCGCAUUCCAUGCCCUUCAUGAUAGUUUUUAUGACAAUUUCAAGAGGCGAAAUCAAGUUUACAAAAGAUUGACAAAGAGCCAAAUAGUUGAAAAAAACUUCUUGUCGAAUACUCAAGUUGUUCUUACCAUUUUACAAGCUCUUCGACGUUCCAAUCUUACACUUCUUCAUCCAUUGGAACUGUCAGCAAUGGCGCAGAAAGCAUGUUUGCAAUUAGGAAUCAAGACAACCAUACACAAAAUGUUCUUAGAGGUCUCUGAUCCAACCUAUAAAUCUGGUUCCAGCUUUCUGUAUAUAUCAAAAGACCAAGUGUUAUCUUACAGUCGGGAGAAUAUGUUCAGACUUCUGGCGAGAAGAAGCAUAAACUUUACGGAUCUAGAGGUGUCAAUUCCUCAGUUCAUUGAGCGACUAUGCUAUCAUCUUAAUUUGAGUCCGUUUGUUGUGUCAUUGUACCGGAUUUUCUGUCAGAAUGACUGUUCUUACUUCGAGUUCCAGACUCACAAGACAAUAGUCGGUGACUUUUUAAGAAAACAGUUCCAGCUUCAUUUGCCUGUGCUCCAGAAUUUAUUUCCCAAUUUUCAAGAUUUUGGCGUUGUUGAAUUGGACAUAUCGUCGUUACAAAAAGACUACGUGACUUGCCUCUACUCGUACCUCUAUCUUACCAACCAGCAUAGCUCUACGCAGUUUCCUAUUGGCAGCGUUAUCAAAACAAGAAACAAUGAGUCUGCGGCAAUCAUAGGAAACAAGGUUCAAAGAGAUUUUGUAGGUACGAACAAAGUGGUUAUCUACUAUCACUGCCUGACAAACAAGAAUGCGCCAGUGAUAUGCCAAGAAGGAUCCAUCAUCAGGCAGAAAGUUGAGGAUGUCAACGAGUUAUUCCCCAAUUUAGACGAGCUAGGAUGUUUUUUCAAACGCUAUGACAAAUCGAGUGGAAUGUUUGUCCCCAAUAUCUACUUGGAGCGGUAUUUGCAUAUAUCUGUGAAGUAG
This is a messenger RNA of Komagataella phaffii GS115, 1461 nucleotides long. RefSeq lists its product as hypothetical. The transcript has a single exon. The record is from RefSeq and is a predicted model, not a curated record. Gene Ontology annotation, molecular function: protein binding. Bases 1 to 1461 code for a protein of 486 amino acids. Lineage: Eukaryota; Fungi; Ascomycota; Pichiomycetes; Pichiales; Pichiaceae.